This is a messenger RNA of Cantharellus anzutake, 1988 nucleotides long. RefSeq lists its product as uncharacterized. The record is from RefSeq and is a predicted model, not a curated record. The transcript has 9 exons. Lineage: Eukaryota; Fungi; Basidiomycota; Agaricomycetes; Cantharellales; Hydnaceae. Gene Ontology annotation, biological process: lipid metabolic process. The coding region runs from base 198 to 1904 and encodes 568 amino acids.
UGGAAAGGCACAUGGCGUGGCAUCUUGGCUUAUCGGAAUGCUCGAGAGGGUGCACUUCCGGCUGAAUAUAUCGUAUUUGAAAUCGGUACAAGGGACGGUCUUUCCGCUAGCCAAGCUGAAUAUUCGAAGCCUCUUUCGCGCGUCGUGCGCCUUGCUACGACCUGCUAUCCAUAACGACUUUUUCCGCCGCCGCCGAUAUGACUUCCGCCGUUGAAUAUCUGGUGAAUUCUGAUGCAUCGACUAAUGACAAACUUGCUGCGUUACGACUCGACGAGAUCGUGACAAUGAAUGUUAUUGGAACUACCACUUAUGCUCGGACUCGUGGAAAUAACUGGUUCAGGCUAUUGUUCUUCAAUAUAGGGGUUUACACCUGGUACUUACGGGUGACAUGGGGUUACGUGUUUUGUUCUUGGAUAAUCGGCGAGCUUCCUAUUUUUGAUUGGGCUUUGACAGUCGUCAUCUCACUACUCACCUCGAUUGUGCUCCUCGUAGCUCUUAUCUUCUGCCAACUCGUGAACAUCCCUCCGGUAAGGGGAAUCUACAGUUGGAUUUCCAAUCGGUGCUUCAAUGGCCUAGGUCUUAUCAACGCCUUCUAUCCAGGUCUCUUCACCGCACUCACCGGCGAGCAAAUCGAAUAUGCAAUGCGGGCACUUUCCUCUGCUCCUUUAAGCUCUUUCCCUCCUGCCGCCAGGCGUGAAUUUAAUCUCGACAUUGCAACUCUGCUGCUUCAACUUGCUUCUGUCGUGUAUGAACAUGAAUCGCAACCCAUUCACGGUGUCUUGAAUGAGCUUAGUGAAGCCAGACCAACGAAUGAACAAUUACCUGAUCUUGGAGCCCUCCCCCCUGGGACUUUGGUCGAUUCGCUUUUCGGUCCUGAACAGGCGGCGCCGAUCAAGGCCGCAUUUGAAGCCGGUCGAACGGCUGGUGAGGAUGCAAUCAGGAGGCUCAGUGACUUCAUUGGGCUCAGGUACGAGCCCGUUAGUGAGUUGAACAACAGUGAGGGCGCAUACUGCUCGUUUUUCUGGAAGCCUGGAGGCAAUUGGGUUGUCGUAACGUUCAAAGGAACGACUCCCUUUGAAUUCGCAGACUGGGUGACAGAUUUCACCGUCAACCUCGUCUCGACAGGGGAAUUUUUGCAGGGCCUCGAUGGUCGUAUAAAUAAAGGUUUCAAAGAUAGGCUGUGGGCCUGGGACCCAGCAGGGGAGGCGGGAUUGUUUCCCGACGGUGGAAGAUCUUGGGACACAAUCCGCGUUGCAUUGCGGGUACUUGCGCACGACCUAGCAAAAACCGAACUGGAAGGUGCGAAAGUGAAUGUUUGGUUCACUGGCCAUUCCCUUGGAUGUGGUCUCGCCUCAUUAGCGUAUGCACGCGCGAUCAAUUCGCCGGGUGAUUUCGAGGGCUCGCCAGUCCUGAUUCGUGACGCAUAUCUCUUCGCUGCGCCCGUUUGUGGCGAUCGCGCGACCUCUUUAGCUUUCAAUACCCUAACCGCUGAGAGCGAGUAUGUGAGGACACUUUGGAGGGUUACGAACGACAAGGAUGCAGUUGCCACAUUACUCCCGCAAUUCGGCGACUAUCCCCACCUCGUGCUUUCUCCUACGAGUCCGCUCGGUUUCGCCCACUUGGGGGCAGAACUCCAAAUGAGGUCCCUCCCGAGAGCAUCCAACGUCACAGGGUCUUUCUUCUCUUUUGACACAGUCGUCGACGUCGUCAGUGAGUUCACGGAAGCUCAGCUCAGAUCUCAGCGCGACGAGCAAGUGAACAACGCCGGUGCAAGGACAAGAAGGUUUGUGGAGUUGGUCGCGGAAAUGAUCCCGUUGCUCGGGAGGAUCAUCGCGCAUGAUACUGUGCUUUAUUGGGACCAGCUCAGUCAAAUUUCUCUUGGGACUCUCAACUGGGUCCAUUGAUUCAGCUUGCGCACGCACGAGAAGAGGUUAUUGUAUUGUCACUUGCUUCUAUGGAGAACCGUUUCGUUUUCGCUUCGGCAUUUA